UUGCUGAUAAGCUCAAUGAGGAGAAAGUUGCCCAAGUUUUAGCUUUGAAAAAUGAUUCAAUCAACCACUUCGAGUCAAUGAUUGAACAGGAAAAGAAGGAGCAAUGGAGGGUUGAAGGCCGCAAUUAUCUCUUUGAUGCCAAGCGGAAUAACGUUGCUAUGCUGCUAGAGACUAACUACCGAGAAAGGCUGCUCACCGUAUACAAUGAAGUGAAGAAGCGGCUAGACUAUCAAAUUGCUGUACAGCAACUGGCACGUCGUAAGGAACAAGAUCACAUGAUCAACUGGAUAGAGAAAAACGUCGUCCAGAGCAUCACUCCUCAACAGGUACUUUAAGCUUCUGAGCUUCUAGCAGUUCACU
Molecule: messenger RNA, 360 nt
Organism: Terrapene triunguis (Three-toed box turtle)
Lineage: Eukaryota; Metazoa; Chordata; Testudines; Emydidae
Product: ATP synthase F(0) complex subunit B1, mitochondrial-like
Exons: 3
Coding region: 78-335 (85 amino acids)
Biological process (GO): proton motive force-driven ATP synthesis
Molecular function (GO): proton transmembrane transporter activity
Source: RefSeq, a predicted model, not a curated record